This is a messenger RNA of Mycena citricolor, 1835 nucleotides long. Lineage: Eukaryota; Fungi; Basidiomycota; Agaricomycetes; Agaricales; Mycenaceae. The record is from the annotation of a GenBank genome assembly.
AAAAGCGCGGGCCGGGGAGCUUCUUCCUGGGAGCGGGGAAGAACGCACAUGAAAUCAGAUGGUCGUUUACAGAUCAUGUAUUGUAUGUUGGCACAGCUCUUGCAUUGACUCGAAAGAUUUCAGUAGAGGUGUAACACGGCCUAUAGCGGUGUAUGUUGUGAAGAGGAGAACAAGGAGAUGGGCACUGUCCAGGUGAUGAUCAGCAAGGCAAAGAUCCCCAUCCAGCUCUCUGCAAAAUCCACGAUUGUCCAGUUCUUAGAGAAAGACUUGUAGGAUAGUCACGCUCAGUCCGCAAUGAAUGUUACUGAUAUGUCUCCGUGAAUGGUGGGCUGAGUUAGGUCGAGGCCAAGAAGCUUCGGAAGGAUGAGAGCGCGUUCGAAACGUCGGUGUGGGCGACAGUAACCCAGUAGAUGGAUAGAGGAUUUGCGUAGGCAAGACGUGCCGGGGAAACUGGUAUUCGAAUGGAGGGCACCAUACUCAGGGCAGAAGCAUUCAGGUAAGUCGUAAGACAGAAUUUCACUGCAACAUGGCCAGAGUUAAGUAGACAGGUCACAGCUAGACUCGCAAAGUGUGAUUGAUCACUCCGAGUGGCCCGUCACGUUUUCGGAAGCAGACGGGCCGAAAUGUUCCGAGAUCCUCCCGUCACUGCUAUGACAUUCUUACCGCAGCGCAUCAUAUGCAUUCUAUUCAUAGCCACCACCAUGAACCCUUCAGUCUUACAACAAGCAUGCGUGUUUUCGGUUUCACCGUGUCGGGAAAGGAUUGAAGCCAGGUUAUCGUCCAGGCUGCGGCCCGGGCGCUGCUGUCGCGCACUUCGCUAAUACGAAUAGAUGUGUGGUCCAAACCUCGACCCUCCUGGCUUCCGACCAUGAAAGAUGUGCCACUCAUGCCUGCCUUGCGUCCGAACUCGCGGUGGAAUUUGGGCUGCGUGUCCGAUGGCUCUUGUCUCUGUUUCAAAGUGGUACUUGGCCACGGUGCACGCUUUCUCGUCGUCUUCUGGGCUUCUCCGCCCUGCAUUCCUCGAGAAACAAAAUUUAUUGGCGCAAACAGGAACAUAUAACGAUGUGGAGUACAUCUCAGACCUGCAUGCCCCGGCCAUUCCUCUGCAGGCCAAGGGGCUGAAUCCAAUCUCAGACAUAGUUCCGUCCCGCUUGCCUAUAAAACAGGGAAUGGUCACGAAUACCCUCGCCAACAUUCCAGAUGGCACCUAUGGUCGACGAGUAUAAUCCGAACCAAUUCCCUUCGAUUACCCGCAUCUACCAUGUUCCAUUUGCCAGCAAUGGACCUGGCUCCACUACGCCGUCAGCUACGGCUGUGACCACCUUUGAGAUCGUUCUCGUGAUCCUCGUCCUGGCACCUUUGCUGGGCCUUUUCCUAGCGAGCUUGUGCCUGUGUCUCCGCCGCCGGAGAGCACGGGUAGCCAGCUCGCCGCAGGGAGGCAAAUCGGACCUUGCCUCCCGUGUCGAUAUCGUCAUGCUCGGAGCAGAUAAUACGACAUUCAAGAUACCCGAGACGUGGAACAGCCCUCCACUCAAAUCGUCGUAUAGCAUCGGGCACAAGACGAACGUCACUCUUCUCAAGGAGAUGCCUAGAGUCUGGAACGUUAUCGGCCGGCAAAACGUCGCAAAAGAGGACGCCGAGUCGGACAGGGAAACCAAAAGAUUCCCGAAGACGCUUGCGAUGACGUAACCUCCAGGAAAGGCAUCCCCGAAGUUGUAGUGUUUGGGAUCUUUGUUCAUCUUUGCUCUUGAUUCAUUCUUGGGUCGUUUCAGGUACCUAUCAACAAGGACUGUGCACAAGCAUCUUGUCGUAGAGUGAGGCAAACUUUGUGAAGG